UCCUCAGAGGCAGGAAAUGCUUCCCAGGCAAUCUGGGCCUGCUUGUGGAGGCCCCUUUCGCAAGACAUCAGUCUGAAUUGAGUGGACAGAAGUCACUAGGAACGCCUCGACAGACUCCUGCUUUAGCCAAGGCUCCCUCCAGCUGCAGAGGGUGUUUUUGUGAGAAUCACACUCUGCGUGAAACUGCUUAGAAUAGAGCCAUGAUCUCAACCACGAAAUGUGAACUUAUAUUUUGGAGGAACUCACGGGGACGGACUUCUUUCCUAGCCUGAGUGUUGAACAAUGUCAUGCCUGGGCGUUUCAGCUGCUCGUUGUCUAGGUGGUGAAAUGACAAAACUCACUCUCUUCUUCAGUCAGUGCAUAUGAAGUCAUCUUUCAUCAAGUUCCAUCUCCUUUAGUCUCAUAUGGAACGUAUCUCUCUAACUGUUGUUAAACUACGAUGACAUGUCUGUAGCUAUCAGAAAGAGAAGCUGGGAAGAACAUGUGACCCAAUGGAUGGGACAGCCUUUUAAUUCUGAUGAUUAUAACCCAGCAUGUCAUCAUGGACUAGUAGCUGACAGCUUGCAGGCAAGUAUGGAAAAAGAUGCAUCUUUAAAUGUGGAUCGUAAAGAGAGGUGUGUUUCACUACCAGACUGCUGCCAUGGUUCAGAGCUGAGAGACUUUCCUGGGAGGCCCAUGGGUCACAUUUCAAAGGAGGUGGAUGAAAAUGACAGCCACGAAGGUGGAGAUCAGUUUCUUUCUCUGGAGGCCAGCACAGAAACACUGGUGCAUGUUUCUGAUGAGGAUACCGAUUCUGAUCCAUAUAUUACAGAUGAUAAACAGAUGUUACCUGCCCAAGGACAAAAAAUAUCAGACCAACAUAGCAACAGAGGAGCAGGCUCCUCAGUAAAGAUGCUGCCCGUCAUGGAAGGUCACCCAAAUAAUUCCUGGAGAAUGGCCGCUGGAGCUGACUCAGCACUGGUAGAAGAAAGGGGGGAGAAAAAAGUUGUUGACAUUGUAAGUGAAAGCCUGGAGCUUUGUAACGAUAUAAGCUUAAGUGAAAGAAAAGAUGCAUCUAACAAAAUAAAUGCAUAUGACUCUUCGAAUGUGAAAGAUAUUGUGCCUGAGAAGCAAUUGUUUAAUUCUGCUGUAAUUGCUCAGCAACGAAGGAAACUUGACUUCCCUAAAGAUGAACAUGAAAGAAACACCUGUGACGUAGUACAGGGUGAGUUCUUGGCUCUUCCUUGCAUGGACAGAGGACUGCCGUUAUUAAAAGCAGAUUCUAGAAGCUGCCUCCUGCAACCUCCUUCCUGCCCUAGUGGAAUGUCAGCUGAAAAUGGCCUCAAGAAGAGUGGUUUCUCAGAACAUCAAAACAAAAGUCUCCCACAGGUCAGCUCAGGAGAUGGCAUGCAGUGUUUACACUUAAAGGAAACUCUGGCCACCCAGGAGCCCACAGAUAACCCCGUCAGGCUUCGCAAAAGAAAGGAAAUAAGAGAAGAUCGAGAUAGGGCGCGGCUGGACUCCAUGGUGCUGCUAAUUAUGAAACUGGACCAACUUGAUCAGGACAUUGAGAAUGCCCUCAGCACCAGCUCCUCUCCGUCCAGCACACCGACGAACCUGCGGCGGCACGUUCCUGAUCUGGAGUCAGGAUCUGAGAGUGGAGCAGAGACCAUUUCAGUAAAUCAGACACAAAUAAAUUUGUCUUCUAACACCGAAUCUACCGACCUACCAUCUUCCACCUCAGUGGCCAGUUCUGGAACCAAACCCAAGUCUAUGGCACUUCCAGGUAUUUCAGACAAGGAAACGGCUGAAAUUGAAGCCAAGGAAGCUUGUGAUUGGCUACGGGCAACUGGUUUCCCCCAGUAUGCGCAGCUUUAUGAAGAUCUUCUUUUCCCCAUUGAUAUUUCCUUGGUCAAGAGAGAGCAUGAUUUUUUGGACAGAGACGCCAUUGAGGCUUUAUGCAGGCGUCUAAAUACUUUAAACAAGUGUGCGGUGAUGAAGCUGGAAAUUAGUCCUCAUCGGAAGAGAAGUGAGGAUUCGGACGAGGAUGAGCCUUGUGCAAUCAGCGGCAAAUGGACUUUCCAGAGGGACAGCAAGAGGUGGUCCCGGCUGGAAGAGUUUGAUGUCUUUUCCUCUAAGCAGGACCCAGCCCCCGGGGCCCCCGACGACACCCACCUGAAGAACGCGGCGAGCCACGAGAGCAUGCUGACGGAGCUCAGCGAGCGCCAGGAGGUGGCUUCCGUCCUCAGCCUCAGCAGCACGGGCAGCCUCCCCGCGCACGCGCCCCACGCCGGGGACGCCGCGACGCCCCGGACCAACUCGGUCCUCAGCGUCUGCUCCUCCGGCAACUUCGGAGGCAACGAUGACUCGUUCUGCAGCCUGCCCUCUCCCAAGGAACUGUCCGGCUUCGGCUUCAGCCUGAAGGGCCCCGAGAAGAACGCCAAGUCCAAGACGCGCAGCCUGCUGAAACGCAUGGAGAGCUUGAAGCUCAAGGGCUCGCACCACGGCAAGCACAAGGCGCCUUCCAAGCUGGGGCUGAUCAUCAGCGGGCCCAUUCUGCGGGAGGGGCUGGACGAGGAGAAGCUGAAGCAGCUGAACUGCGUGGAGAUCUCCGCGCUCAACGGCAACCACAUCAACGUGCCGGCCGUGCGGAAGCGGAGCGUCUCCAACUCCACGCAGACCAGCAGCAGCAGUAGCCAGUCGGAGACCAGCAGCGCCGUGAGCACGCCCAGCCCGGUCACCAGGACCCGGAGCCUCAGCGCCUGCAACAAGCGGGUGGGCAUGUACCUGGAGGGCUUUGAUCCGUUCAGUCAGUCCACGUUCAGCAGCGUUACGGAGCAGAACUUCAAGAACCGCGAGAGCUACCGGGAGGACGCCGUGUUCUACAUCCCGGAAGAUCAUAAGCCUGGCACUUUCCCCAAGGCCCUCUCCAAUGGCAGUUUCUCUCCCUCAGGGAGUAACAGCUCCGUGAACUGGAGGACUGGAAGCUUCCACGGCCCCGGCCACAUCAGCCUGAGGAGGGAAAACAGCAGCGACAGCCCCAAGGAGCUUAAGAGACGCAAUUCCUCCAGCUCCAUGAGCAGCCGCCUGAGUGUCUAUGACAACGUGCCGGGCUCCAUCCUCUAUUCCAGUUCAGGGGACCUGGCCGACCUGGAGAACGAGGACAUCUUCCCCGAGCUGGAUGACAUCCUCUACCAUGUGAAAGGGAUGCAGAGGAUCGUCAACCAGUGGUCAGAGAAGUUUUCGGAUGAGGGAGACUCUGACUCAGCCCUGGACUCGGUCUCUCCGUGCCCGAGCUCUCCCAAACAGAUACACCUGGAUGUGGACAACGACCGAGCCACCCCCAGUGACCUGGACAGUACGGGCAACUCCCUGAAUGAACCCGAAGAGCCCUCGGACAUCCCGGAAAGGAGGGAUUCUGGGGUGGGGGCCUCCCUGACCAGGUCCAAUAGGCACAGGCUGAGAUGGCACAGUUUCCAGAGCUCCCAUCGGCCGAGCUUAAACUCUGUAUCACUGCAGAUUAACUGCCAGUCGGUGGCCCAGAUGAACCUGCUGCAGAAAUACUCGCUCCUAAAGUUAACCGCUCUGCUGGAGAAAUACACACCUUCUAAUAAGCAUGGCUUUAGCUGGGCUGUGCCCAAGUUCAUGAAAAGGAUCAAGGUCCCAGACUACAAGGACCGGAAUGUGUUCGGGGUCCCUCUGACGGUCAAUGUGCAGCGCACGGGACAGCCCCUGCCCCAGAGCAUCCAGCAGGCCAUGCGCUACCUCCGCAACCACUGUUUGGAUCAGGUGGGGCUUUUCAGAAAAUCCGGUGUCAAAUCCCGGAUCCAGGCUCUGCGCCAGAUGAAUGAAAGUGCCAUAGAUUGUGUCAGCUAUGAGGGGCAGUCUGCUUAUGAUGUGGCAGACAUGCUGAAGCAGUAUUUUCGAGACCUUCCUGAGCCACUAAUGACGAACAAGCUCUCAGAAACCUUUCUACAGAUCUAUCAGUGUGUGCCCAAGGACCAGCGCCUCCAGGCUAUCAAGGCCGCCAUUAUGCUCCUGCCUGAUGAGAACCGGGAGGUCCUACAGACCCUUCUUUACUUCUUGAGCGAUGUCACAGCAGCUGUAAAAGAAAACCAGAUGACUCCCACCAACCUGGCUGUGUGCUUAGCGCCUUCCCUUUUCCACCUCAACACCCUGAAGAGAGAGAAUUCUUCUCCAAGGGUAAUGCAAAGAAAACAAAGUUUGGGCAAACCAGAUCAGAAAGAUUUGAAUGAAAACCUCGCUGCCACUCAGGGUCUGGCCCAUAUGAUUGCUGAGUGCAAGAAGCUUUUCCAGGUUCCUGAGGAAAUGAGUCGAUGUCGGAAUUCCUACACAGAACAGGAGCUGAAGCCCCUCACUCUAGAAGCAUUGGGGCGCCUGCAUCAUGACGAGUCGGCUGACUACCAGCACUUCCUCCAGGACUGUGUGGAUAGCCUGUUUAAAGAGGUCAAGGAGAAGUUUAAAGGCUGGGUCAGCUACUCCACGUCUGAGCAGGCCGAGCUGUCCUAUAAGAAGGUGAGCGAAGGACCUCCCCUAAGGCUUUGGCGGUCCACCAUCGAAGUCCCUGCCAUGCCUGAGGAAAUCUUAAAGCGCCUCCUCAAAGAACAGCACCUCUGGGACGUAGACCUUUUGGAUUCCAAAGUGAUUGAAAUCCUGGACAGCCAAACUGAAAUUUACCAGUAUGUCCAAAACAGUAUGGCGCCCCACCCUGCCCGGGACUACGUUGUUUUGAGAACAUGGAGGACUAAUUUACCGAAGGGGGCAUGUGCCCUUUUACUCACCUCCGUGGAUCAUGACCGGGCCCCCGUGGUGGGGGUGAGAGUCAAUGUGCUUCUCUCCUGGUAUCUGAUCGAACCCUGCGGGUCGGGGAAAUCCAAACUCACCUACAUGUGCAGAGCCGACUUAAGGGGCCACAUGCCAGAGUGGUACACAAAAUCUUUUGGACAUUUGUGUGCAGCUGAAGUCGUGAAGAUCCGAGACUCUUUCAGCAAUCAGAACACUGAAACCAAAGACCCCAAAUCUAGGUGAUUACUGAAGCCGAGCGGCCAUGUCCACCGUCCGGACGUUUGUUUCUGGAAGCCCUUUGCCGGUCCUUGGAAGAAUGGGUUCUGAGUCUAGUCCUGAAACUAAGAAAACUAGAAGUUGGAGCGUGGGGAUCAACUGUAGCGAUUUUAAGACAUUUUUAAAGCUGCUUCCUGUUUGUUGAAGGUCUAGAUUAUAGACCUUGCCUGGAAUAUAUAAGACUGUGCGAAAGAAAAAAAAAGUAUUCUUAUUCAAG
Messenger RNA from Odobenus rosmarus divergens (Pacific walrus), 5278 nucleotides. RefSeq names its product deleted in liver cancer 1 (gene DLC1). Lineage: Eukaryota; Metazoa; Chordata; Mammalia; Carnivora; Odobenidae. Gene Ontology annotation, biological process: signal transduction; regulation of Rho protein signal transduction; actin cytoskeleton organization. The record is from RefSeq and is a predicted model, not a curated record. The coding region runs from base 445 to 5028 and encodes 1527 amino acids. Gene Ontology annotation, molecular function: lipid binding; protein binding; GTPase activator activity. Gene Ontology annotation, cellular component: focal adhesion; membrane raft. The transcript is spliced from 18 exons.